This is a messenger RNA of Podospora pseudocomata, 2138 nucleotides long. RefSeq lists its product as uncharacterized. Gene Ontology annotation, cellular component: membrane. The transcript is spliced from 3 exons. The record is from RefSeq and is a predicted model, not a curated record. Bases 557 to 1522 code for a protein of 321 amino acids. NCBI's taxonomy places the organism in Eukaryota, Fungi, Ascomycota, Sordariomycetes, Sordariales, Podosporaceae. Gene Ontology annotation, biological process: transmembrane transport; zinc ion transport. Gene Ontology annotation, molecular function: metal ion transmembrane transporter activity.
CGCGUUCCACUGGGACGGUUUAAUUGAAAGCUCGGACCACCUUUGACAUCCUUGCUGCCACUUGAGCUCCAACUGGCAACAUUCACAACGUUCACAACUAGGUGAAUAACAAGAGACUGUACGAAGUCCAUGUGUUCACUGGCUACCCAAUACCACAACACCCCUCAUUCACACAGUCCAACCCAUCCUCUCCUCGCAGUUCCUCGCAGUUUCCUCGCAUUCUGCAAUAACCAGCCCUUCCCAAUCGAGACUCCCACCAGGGGUUCUCACCUCAAUCUGUACAACCCUAACCCAAUUCAGCCAAGCGUAACGGGCUGGUGGGGCCGUCUUGCGCAUCUUGCGGCCAGAUCGUCCGCCAUUUGAUCACCAACCUUUUUGCGCUUGCGACGACACCACCGUUAUCUUUUUCUGUGCGGCCGUUGCAAAUUUGGUGGUUGGGCCCGUCUUGACCCUCAUGAAUCGACAAAGGGGUCUUUUCCGCUCUCCUCCUGCUCCCCCCGUCAAAUAAUAGAUAUACCUAUUUAAUUUCAAAUAUCUACCUGCCUGGUGCCCCAUCAUGAGUGGCUUAAUCUUCCUCGUCGUGACCUCGGUGGUCAUGGCCGUGGCCUCCUUCCUCGCCGGCGCACUCCCCUUAUCCAUCAGCCUCACCCAAUCCCAACUCCGUUUCGUCGCCUCCCUCGGCGCGGGUCUUUUAGUUGGAUCAUGCCUUAUAGUCAUUGUCCCCGAGGGCAUAGAAGCUAUCGCCUCCGCCUCCUCCGACCAUCACCACGACGAUAAUGCCCCGCACCGUCACCGUCGCGAUGAUCUCCCUCAGACCGAAGACGACGAGCUCCCAGCCUUCCACAUCGGCCUCUCCCUCAUCCUCGGCUUCGCCCUCAUGUUCCUCAUCGACCGCCUCCCCCGCCAUCUAACAGACCGCUUCACCCCUCCCCCCCAAUCCCGCCACGUAUCCCUCGACAACCUCUCCACUCACCAACCCGAUUCCGACCUCGAAGACGAGUCCUUCCUCGGGGGUUUGACACCCUCUCCGAAACAAUCACGAUCACUAGCAACGACAAUAGGACUGGUGAUCCACGCGGCAGCAGACGGGGUUGCGAUGGGGGCGUCAGCGACAACAUCAAACAUGAACGUCGGCCUGAUCAUCUUCUUCGCCAUUCUGGUCCACAAGGCCCCCGCGGCGUUUGGGCUCACGUCUACGCUGCUUAAGCAAGGGUUGAGCAAACGAGCGGCGAGGGUGCAUCUCAUGGUGUUCAGCCUGGCGGCGCCGGUGGGGGCGCUGGUGACGUAUUUCAUGGUGGGCAUGCUGGGGGGGGAGCAUUUGGAGGGGAGGAGGGGGGGGAAGUGGUGGACGGGGAUGCUGCUCUUGUUCAGCGGGGGACGUUUUUGUAUGUGGCUAUGCAUGCUAUGCAGGAGGAGAAUUCUUUUGGGGUUGGGGGGCAUGAUCAUGCUGGGCAGGGAGGUGGAGGGGGUUAUUCAGAGGUUGGGAAUGGGGGGAAUAGGAGGGGGGGGAGGUUGGAGUUGAGGGAUACUUUGGGGACGGUGGUGGGGAUGUUGCUGCCUUUGGCGACGAGGUUUGGGCAUCAUCAUCAUUAGGGGGAGGAGAGGUGAUGUGUGGUUUUUUUUUUCUUCCAGAUGGCGUUAUUGGGACAAGGGCGGGCUUGGAUAGCGAUGUUUAUUGUUUCUGUGGGAUAAAAAGGGGGGUGAUGGGUGUGUAUGAUUAUCAGCGUAGCAGUGGGGUUGAACGAAAGGCGUUGUUUUUACUAGGUAAGGGUCUAAAUGUACGACUACCACUACCUUGCUUGAUCAUAUCAGGUUUCUUUUCCUGGCUUUAUCAUUGGUAUAUGGGAAUGUAUGCUUACUCGUUCUGGAGACCUAACGUGUGUGUAAGAUUUGGACUUCACACAUCGGUUCGGAAAGCAGGUCUCGAGUCAGGUUGUACAAAGUCGUCCUUUCCUUCCGUACCUUGAUUACGGGCCCGAAAUAAACCGGCCACAUCCAUGGAGGAAGGGCCUGUAGGUCCGCAGGGUCAGGGGGAAAUCCAUACAGGAUUCUGAGAUGGAUGGCUGAAAAUGUUGCUCUUCGAAGCUACUACACUAACAAAGUUGGUGGUGAGGUGGGUGGUGUGGAUAUGCUUGUGC